AUGAUCUCUAUACUUCUUCUGUUGAUCUUAUUGACAAUCAAUGAUACAAAUUCAUAUCAAUGUAGCAAAAAUUUAACUUCAUCAACUUGUCGUCAAAAUCAUGCUGGAAUCUAUUAUAUUUAUUUAAAUUCCAGUGAUCAUUCGUAUUAUGAAUUGAUUUCACUUAAUUCUGAAGGUAGUUUUAUUAUUCUUGGUUCAGAUCAACAAUCUGCUGCAGCAUCAACAACUAAAAGUGCAGUUGUACAACCUUAUAGUGAUAUUUUAGGAAAAUGGACGUGUGAAGUACAUGAUCAUUUAACUAAGAUCUUAAUUAAUGGCUAUAAUUUUGUUUAUAAAACAAAAGUUUUAAAGAAUUAUGCAGUAAUUGAAAAAUAUACAUUAACAUUGGAUCAUAAUUCAAUGAAAAUUCAAGGUCAACAAAAAUUUACCUUUGUUACUUUAAAUGCAACUCAAUCUUUCAAAGAAAGAAAAAGUCAAAAAGAACCAUUCUUAUUCGAUAUUAAUGGUUAUCAAGUUGAAAAAUAUUGUGUAUCAGAAUCAAAUUAA
This is a messenger RNA of Adineta steineri, 546 nucleotides long. The record is from the annotation of a GenBank genome assembly. NCBI's taxonomy places the organism in Eukaryota, Metazoa, Rotifera, Eurotatoria, Adinetida, Adinetidae.